AUGCACGACUCAGGAACACAACCUGCAUCUUCAAACACAACUUCACAACAACGACAAGAUGCCGAGCAAGGGAAGAAAGAAGAAACCAUCCAGUCUGAAAGGACUCACCAGAUUAUCCAAUUUAAUUCUGCUAGCAGUCACAACUAUAACAGUGGUGGUGGAGUUGAACAGUCUCUAGACAUUCACACCAACCGAUACUGUAGCGAUAACACCAAAGACAUUGAGGCCUCUCUUCACAUCGAAGAUACCAAGCCCUUUGAUCUGUUUGAGCUACACAGCCCAUUGGUUGAUGCUACCCAAGAGCUUGAAGAACGCAGUCACGUCGAAACAGACUCGCCCAAAGGCACAUCCAUCCGAAAACGCCUUCAAGCUCUGACCACAGCUUCGAGAUCAUCUACUGAGCCUGAUAGGCAAAGCUGGGAAUCGAUAUCGUCGUCCAAUAACGACACGCGAGCUUGGUCGGUCACAACACAGGACACAGGGUCAACAGGAAUCAGCACCGUCUCAACUUCAACAAUCACUCAGAACCCAAAGAGAAAGAAGAAGAAAAACAAAGGAUCCUCGAAGCGAAAGGACUCUGGUACUUUUGGUCUGAAGUUCCUCAGAUCGCCAGGAGAUUAUAUGCAAUUCGACUUGGAUUACUGCGAGGCUCAAAUCGCAAUGUCGAACAAGGAGCCAGAAUGCUACCCGGAGAUUGGAAAGGCAUCGGCCGAGGAAUUGCUCACCUACCUCCGCCGCAUGACUGGAACCCAAGUCCGUGCCAUUCCCGCAAGCGAUUUGGAAGCCCCUCGCAGACCAAACGAAUCCAGGGCCUGGGAUCAUAGAAACCUCUGGUGUGUCGACUGCCGCAAGUCUUGCCCUAUCUGUAACACGACCUGCUGUGUCAAAGAAGAACUGGCGCAGAAAGCGGCCAACGAAAGCUUGGAUCCAGAGAAGGUCCACCAAGCAAAGCGUCUUAGGAAGAUAAUCGAGCAUCUUGGGACCCACGCUAAAGAUGUCAGUACUUUUGCGCAGUGUACACCUCCCGAUGGGUGUGGACGAUACGUAUGCGCCAGCUGCUCCGGUGUUUGCCCAAGCGAGAUAUGUCGGGAUAUCCAAUGCAAGGAGUGCAAGCCGGAUCCCUGGGCUUCCUGCGAUUGGCACGAUUGA
Messenger RNA from Aspergillus puulaauensis, 1149 nucleotides. RefSeq lists its product as uncharacterized. The transcript is spliced from 5 exons. Bases 1 to 1149 code for a protein of 382 amino acids. The record is from RefSeq and is a predicted model, not a curated record. NCBI's taxonomy places the organism in Eukaryota, Fungi, Ascomycota, Eurotiomycetes, Eurotiales, Aspergillaceae.